AUGUCCGAUACCGAAGAUAUCAUUUUUAACAAAGCCUAUCGAAUAUUUGAUACUGUUCCAGGCUUUGGAACUUUCUUUUCACUUGUCAGAGCAGUAUGGUAUGGUUUUCAUGGAAAUAUCAAGGAGGCAGCUAUUUCGGCUGUGAAUGCUUUUCAAGGAUCAGUCUGUGACGCUCUAAUAUUUACAGGAAUAGAAGAACCGAUCCGCAUAAUGGUUAUCCAUACAAUGGUUGACAAUACGGCAGAUUUGAUAGUGGAUGAAGCCUUCGAAUGGCUAAAAAAUAAAAUUAAUCAUGAAAAGCUUGAGUCUGAAACUAAAAAAUUGUUAGAAAAGAAAGAUCAUCCCCAUAUAGAUCAUGGUACAGAACAAUAUGUUUUUGUUGUUCAUGAUAAUAAUGAAGAAAAUCAAUUCAAAAAGGACAUGGAACAAUGCUUUAAUGAAAUGUGGCAUAUUGGCCCAGUUAGUGUAUAUUUGCAAUGGGAAAAUCGAGACGCGUCGAGUGAUGAGAACUUUAAUCAUCCGAGUCUUGGUAAAUUAGAAUAUAAACGUGAAGAUAAAAAAAUAACAAUACUUAAAGAGGAUCAUUAUUAUUAUUAUUUUACAGGAAAUUUUAAACCUUUAAAGUUGGAUGGACAUCCAGUUCUAAAAUACGGAAUUCUUUCCUUGGAUAUGAUGAAUUUAAAAAAUGAAUUUAUUACUUCGACAAAUCUUUAUAUAGGUUUAGCAGAGAAUAUUCGCUAUUUUAUUCCAGUGGAAAAUAAUAAAUUUAUGAUUCCUUAUAAAAAUCAAAGAAAUGCAAAUAUUGUUUUUAGAGACAGAAGUAAUGCGGAAAAAAUUGAUGCUAUAUUUUAUUUUGACAAUGCAAAUGGAAGAAUAGUGCAUCUUCGUACUGGAUUGGUAUUGGAAACUGAAAGUAAAGAAUCUUUAAGUUACGUUAUAUUAAAAGAUAUUGAUCAUAGCGUAAACAAGAAAGAUUUUCAGAAAUGGGAUAUAAUAUAUUACGAUAAGGGUUAUUUUAAAAUCUACUUAAGAGCUAAUCAUAAUUUAUUGCUGGACAGUGCCGAUGAAGAUGAUAAUCUCAUGUUAAAAUAUAAACAUAAACGUGAUCUGAAUUGUCAGAACUGGAGUCUUGAAGAAUACCCGUUGUGA
Molecule: messenger RNA, 1149 nt
Organism: Dentiscutata erythropus
Lineage: Eukaryota; Fungi; Glomeromycota; Glomeromycetes; Diversisporales; Gigasporaceae
Source: the annotation of a GenBank genome assembly